AUGAACAAAUAUCGGACCUUAGCUAGGCGGGAAGGCAGCCUUAGCAGUUACGACACCACCACCACCAUCACAUACCCUGCCUCUACUACACCCACCACAGCCCGAAACCACCACCGAUUCAGCAACCCUCUAUCUUCCCCCGAACCCGAACCAAUCGACCUAGCGAAGCUACGAAAUCCCUCUAUCAUGCCUGCCACCACCGCAGAGACUCUGUCUCUCGUUCAGCGGAAUGUCUCCGUUGCCCCUCUCGUGCUUCUUUCCGUCGUCGACCACUACAAUCGCGCGGUAGCCAAGGGAUCGAAACGGAGAGUGGUGGGUGUUCUGCUGGGUUCAAAUGACGGAAACAAUGUCCGCGUAUCCAACAGUUUCGCAGUGCCGUUCGAGGAAGAUGACAAGGACCCCUCAGUGUGGUUCCUGGACCACAACUACGUCGAGGGAAUGAAUGAUAUGUUCAAGAAGGUCAACGCGAGAGAAAAGCCGAUCGGCUGGUACCACUCCGGCCCCAAGCUGCGGGCGUCCGAUCUCGAGAUCAACGAGCUGUUCAAGCGCUACACCCCCAACCCUCUCCUAGUCAUCAUUGACGUCCAGCCGAAGGAGGCGGGUGUGCCGACGGACGCAUACUUCGCCGUCGAAGAGAUCAAGGAUGAUGGUACCACCACGUCAAGAACCUUCGUCCACACCCCGUCGAUCAUCGAGGCCGAGGAAGCAGAGGAGAUUGGUGUCGAGCACCUCCUUCGUGACAUCCGCGAUGUCGCUGUUGGAACCCUCUCGACGAGAAUAACAAAUCAGCUUCAGUCACUCCAAGGGCUGCAUCUUCGUCUCCGCGAUAUCGGUGCCUACCUCCAGAAGGUUCUCGACGGCCAGCUGCCCGUGAACCAUGCCAUCCUGGGCAACCUGCAGGAUGUCUUCAACCUCCUUCCCAACCUGUCCACGCCAAAGGCCGAUGGCAAGUCCAGCGGCGGCGAGCUUUCUCACGCCAUGAGCAUCAAGACUAACGACCAGCUCAUGGCCAUCUACCUUAGCAGUUUGAUCCGCGCCAUCACUGCCUUCCACGACCUUAUCGAGAACAAGAUUCAGAACCGACAGCAGGCAGAGGAGAAGGAGGCCAAGAAGGAGGAGGAGGCGAACGGCAAGGACGGAAAGAAGGACGAUAAGGCGAACGGUGUAAACGGCGAGAACAAGGAGGCAUCUGACAAGGAGAAGGAGGCGAAGAAGGAGAAGAAAUAG
Molecule: messenger RNA, 1227 nt
Organism: Colletotrichum lupini
Lineage: Eukaryota; Fungi; Ascomycota; Sordariomycetes; Glomerellales; Glomerellaceae
Product: Mov34/MPN/PAD-1 family protein
Exons: 4
Coding region: 1-1227 (408 amino acids)
Biological process (GO): proteasome-mediated ubiquitin-dependent protein catabolic process
Cellular component (GO): proteasome regulatory particle; proteasome complex
Molecular function (GO): protein binding; metallopeptidase activity
Source: RefSeq, a predicted model, not a curated record